CGAAGGCUUCCCCCGCGGGCAGGGGCCGGACGGGCCGCGCCGCCAUAUUGGCUGUUGUCCUGUCUGAAAGCAGCGGCGGCGGUGGCGGCGAGCGGCGUUAGCGGCGGCGAGCAGCAACGGCAUUAUCGGCGGCGAGCGGCGGCGGCGGGAGCUACUGCGUGGGGUGCAGGACAAGCAUGACUCGCAGGCGGAAUAAAGCGGUGGGCGCGGCUGGGGCGCGGCGAGAGCGGGCGGGGGGAGCAGCCCCCCCCGAGCCGCCCGCGCCCCCCGCCGGGCCCGGCCUUCCCGAGACCCCCGAGGUGGCGGCGGCGGCGGCGGCGAGUGGCGCGGAACAGGGGAGAGCCUCACAGGUGCUGCCUACUUCCAACCAGUCGGUGCAGACAUGCUGCUUGCUCUGCCAUCGGGAGCGCAAAGACUGGGGAGGGCCAUCCCAUAAUGGGCUGGUCUCCCCAGGUGAGCGGCUGCCCCCAGACUUUGUACCAACAUUGGUGCAGAACCUUCUGGGAGAGAUGCCCCUGUGGAUCUGCCAAAGCUGUAGGCAGAGUGUAGAAGAGGAAGAAAGAAGAGCAGUCCAGGAACAGGCUCUGGCGGUCUCACUGUCACAUACAGCCUGUAAGUCACAAUCCUGCGGGGCAGGCUCCCACUCCUCUUCGUCUUCAUCUUCAUCAUCCUCGUGCCACGGGAACUCGGGAGACUGGGACCCUAGCUCCUUCCUGUCCGCGCACAAACUCUCGGGACUCUGGAACUCCCAGCAUGCAAAUGGGGCAGCUCAAGGGAGCUCCUUUGGGGGAACACCUGUUGUACCAGGUGACAAGCACCCCGGCCUUCCUCCGGAGUGUGUCAACCAGGCCCCUGCUGUAGGAGGUGGGCUCAAAGCCUGUCCUUACAGCCACGCGCUCACCCCAGCUCCCAGCGGCACCCCAGACUCUCCUCUGCCUACCUCACUCGACUUCUGCAAAACGCUUCCCAAGCAGUUCAAGAGCAUGUGUCGGAGACCCACCCCGCCAGGAGAGGCCUUCCACUCCUCGGAGCACCACCGGCAUGUGGACCUCACUGCUCCACCCAACAGCCCCACAGGCCUCCCCUCACAGCCACCGGCACUCCUUCCUGCAAAGCAGAUGCCUGCCCACACUGGGCCCUACAGCUCUCCUCCUCAUGUUCACUUGAGUUCUUCACCGCAGGCGGCCCCAUUUCCUACACCAGCCCUUAGUCCACAUUCACCGGCCCCUAAACCAGGAGCAGAGUCCCCUCCUACUGGAUCUUGUAAGAGCCCACACUUACCCACUGCCAAUGUGCCACUCCUGAAGAUUCCACCUCCUGUAGGCUGCACCCAUCCCUGCAAUGGGCACUGCAGUGGUUCCUUGGGUCCUCCUACCGCACCUCAUCAGCUACCUAGCACCAACAGGGACCCUGCCUGCAAGGGUCAUAAGUUCCCAAACGGUACAAGCUGUCAUGCACCACAGUCCUGUGAGGCAGACGAGGGGCUUGGGGAGGAUGAGGACAGCAGCUCUGAGCGUAGCUCCUGCACCUCAUCCUCCACUACCCAGAAAGAUGGGAAAUUCUGUGACUGCUGCUACUGUGAGUUCUUUGGCCACAACGCGCCUCCAGCUGCUCCAACCAGUCGGAACUAUGCUGAGAUCCGGGAAAAGCUGCGCUCCAGGCUGACCAAGAGGAAAGAGGAACUUCCUCAAAAGCUGGGGCAUAGCAGUAGCUCAGGAGAACCAGCUGUAGACCACCGGGACGUAGAUGAGCUGCUGGAUUACAUUAACAGCACUGAGCCAAAGCCUCUGAACAGUGCUAAGGCUGCCAAGCGUGCGCGCCACAAGCAGAAGAAGAAGGAGAAGGAGAAGGCCCAGCUAGAGGCUGAGGCUCAGAAGCGUGUGGAUCGAAGCCCGCCUACAGGUCAAGAUCAGGAGCUGCCUGAAGAAAAGCUUCUGGAGUGGCCCCAGCUAGAACUAGAGCGAGUGAACAGCUUUCUGAGCAGCCGACUACAGGAGAUCAAGAACACAAUCAAAGAUUCCAUCCGCGCCAGCUUCAGCGUCUACGAUCUCAACUUAGAUGUGAAUGACUUCCCCAAAAAAGCUGCCGUGCUGGAACAGAAGAACCUUCUCUCCCACCUCAAUGGCUCCUCUGAGCUGCAAGAGAUUGACCUUGACCUGUCUCCACUUAGUCUGAAUGCGCCACAUAAUCAUUCAUUACUGAGAAAUGAGGUGGGUCCUCGAUGGGCUGAAAGCCCUGGAGAGGUAGUACCGCCGCCGGCCUCCGAAAACGGCGUGGUGAAAAGGCUGAACGCUGUACCUAAUCUCUCUCGCAUGAUCUGGGUACAGUCGCCCAAGCCAACAGACUCUCCCCAAGAGAUUGGAGCUAACCAUGAAUCCAAGGAGGCGGCGCUGGGCAGGGGAAUGGAAGUGCUAGAACAAGUGCCCAUCACUGGAAAGCAGAGGAAGGGUAAGCGGCAGGGCUGCCCAGCAAAGAAGGGGGAAGCUCUCUCUUCUAAUGAUAUCAAGGGGAUGGUGCAGAAGAAUCCCUCCAAGGGCAACCUUUCUGAAGCCCCAAGAGGCAGCAGUAAUGCAGAGCAAGGCGAUGGUACCAGAGGGCUGCGACAGAGCCAGGGAUGGAGUUGCAGUGGCUCUAAGGCAGACAAAGAGAAGAGCACUGAGGGGAAGAACCGGAGAGGUGAAGGCAGAGCUGAUCAGACUGAGCAAGAGCCUGCUCUGUUUGGCCCUGGGGACCGGCAUCCCCCCCACAUAGCCAUCCCAGAUGAUUUGCCUCAACCAAAGGGCAAAGGCAAGAAGAGUAGGAACAAAAUGGAGAAAACGAGCCCUUCCAUUGAUGAUGUGUUCCUGCCCAAAGACUUGGAUAGUGUGGAGAUGGAUGAGACUGACAGAGAAGUGGAAUACUUCAAGCGGUUUUGCCUGGACUCAGCCAAGCAGACCCGACAAAAAGUGGCUGUGAACUGGACCAAUUUCACCCUGAAGAAAACCACUUCGAGUGCAGCUCAGUGAGGUGUGCGGUGCAGCCCUGGUAUAUCUGCAGGGCCCCACACCUCGCCUUCCCUCUCCCCAAACCCAUAGACAGACACUUGACCUCACUGACCCUUGGCCCUCCCCGUUCCCCCUCCCCAUGGGGCUCCCAUCCCUAGCCCAUAGGCAGGGCCUGGACAGCCCGUGUCCCUCACCUCUCAGUGUUCGACGUUCGGGGAGAUGCUGACUGAGCCGCCCCAUGCCCAGGGGCAGUCUUAUUCGGCCAAGGCCCAGCGUGGCACAGGGACCAGGCUGCACCCAAUAAAGGACUUUUUAAUUUUUUAUUUUAUUUAAAAAAUCCAUCUUCUCUGUUGUUUGUUCUGCCUUCACUGGGCCUUUGGUGCCUGGGCGUGGCCCUCUUCGUGGCAGGUGUAGCAUGAUGGAACCCCCUCUGCUCUUGAGCGCUUUCUUAUAUGUUGCUUCAACACCGUUGAGUUUCAUAAGGGCAGGAGGUGUGCAAGGGGCUCCCCUUACCGAGGAGCAAGAAGUUGUCUUCUGCUUUGAGAACUAGAUAUUCCCUUGCAAAAUUAUAGUGGCAGAGCUUCUGUGUGUGAUACAGCCCUUGUCUGUUUCUGUGUAUGAUACAGCCCUUGUCCGUUUCCAGAAAUUGCACGUCAUUCAAUGUGGCUGUGUUACCUUAUUUCUCAGGGAAUGUUAUUCUCUCAGAUCAACACACCGUAAAGUACAGUAUUGCUACUAGGAUCCUACUAGUAGUAAUAAGAGCUGUCGUUUCAUUUCAGACAGGUAGCCUAUGGCCAGCCUGAGCAAUGCUGAUAAAGUCUGCAAAUUUUAAUCUUUUCUCUUAUUGUCUUCUCCCCUGCAUCUAAUAAUCAUUCUGGACAGAUAUUUCUUCAGCACAGGCAAUUCUGUACACUUUCUACAUACGAACAGCACACACCUCUUUGUUCUUCACAAGCACACACAACAGAAUUACCCCCAAUUGGCUGCAUCAAACAUAGUUGUGCUCUUUGCACAUGAAGAUAUAUGUGUUACGUCCUACAAAUACCUAUUUAUGGAGAGUCCUCAUGUAAAAUAGACUUACUGAAGAGUAAAACUGCACAUCUGCUGUGUCAUAGAUUAUGUACUUAAAAUCAAAUGUGGAGUGUGACUCCAUUCUUUCUUGCUGCACUAAAAGUCCAUCAUUCCGUGGCUGUUACCCUUUUCACGUGUUUGCAAACUCGAGCCUCUCUCUAAGGGUUUGGUUCUUGCUGCAGUUGGUCACCCGAUUCCUCUGAUACUGGGGUAAUCUGAUAGGACUCCUUGUGUGUGACUGCAGAAAUCUGAUUGCAUCUACUGUAGAUAAUUUUACAAUCCCACGGCAGAGCCCUAUUUUCAGUUCAUGUACAGAUAGUCCUCAACUUGCAACAGUUAAUUUAGCGAUUGUUCAAAGUUACAAUGGCACUGAAAAAAGUGACUGAUGAUGGUUUUUCACACUUGCAAUUGUUGCAGUAUCCCAAUGGUCAUGUAAUCAAAAUUCAGACCCUUGGCAACUGACUCAUAUUUAUGAAGAGUUACAUUGUCCUGGGAUGAUGUGAUCGAUUGCCUUUUGUGACCUGACAAGCAAAGUCAAUGGGGAAGCCAGAUUCACUUAACAACUGCAGUGAUUCACUUAACAUCUGUGGCAAGGAAAGUUGUAAAAUGGGGCAGAGCUCACUUAACUGUUUCACUUAACAACAAAAAUCUUGGGCUCAGUUGUAAGUCGAUGACUACCUGUACUGGUUAAGCUAUUGUCAUACCAAUGAUAGUGCAUGUGAAAAAAGUGCAAAUGAUGAAAUUCCUUCUAAGGUGUUUCCUAGCAAAGGUUCUCGCUCCUGCUGUUGUUUUACCAUGGAUCUCUGUUUGGCUUGCACAUACAGUAUUUGCUCCUGUUCCCUUAGAAUCUCUUAUACCAGGGUCCCCAACUCCCAGUCUGUGCAUUGGCACCGGUCUGCGGCAUGCCAGAAACUGGGCCACGCAAGCGAGCCCAUCUGUGGGAGGCAGGCAUCAUGCAAAAUCUACGCCCUCUCUGGUCCACGGAAAAACCUCUCUCCACAGAACCGUCCCUGGUGCCCAAAAGGUUGGGGGCCUCUGUCUUAUACAACAUUUAGUUCUUGAGCUCUACUGGACUUAAAUUUGCCCUUUAUUAUACCGAAGCACAUUGGUUUAACCACUCUAACAACGUAAUUGGGAUUAUCAUUUCCCCUUAUGUGUUGCUAGCUACUUGACUCUGCCAAGUGUUGGGGUGAUGCCCCCUUUGUAUCAAUGCAGGAGUGGGCAAUCAUUGUUGCCUGCAUGAUAUUGUUUGUGACAUAUCAAUCUCUGACUCAAGAAAUGAGUAAGGUCCAUUACCAAACUAAAUUUCUGGUGCUAUCCUGUCUCCUCCUCCAUCUUAUGAGACUGAUGCCCUUCCUACUUCCCAGAGGGCUUGAAAUAUAUGAUAUCAUUAUCAUCAAACUGAUCAGAUUUUCUGUUUCUUUAAAGAUGCCGUGAAAUAUUUUGUGUGAGGUGAUAAGCUAUGCAGCAGCAUCCAUAACAAACUUUAGUAACACUCUUGUAAAAACAACAGUGGCAUACUUGCAUUUUGAUGUUGAUGCAGAUAUCUACCUGCAUGCUGGUAACAUGUUCAUUUGUUCCCCCUGACAUCCUUCUGCAGAUGCUCAUGCUGACUUAAUCAGAAAUCAACAGUGUAAUUACAGCCUAUGAUAUGAGCCAAGGAACUGGAGUUUUGGUCAAGUCACAAUACAGAAAGCUUAGAGAACUUCACUAAGGCCAAGGCUAGUUGCCGACGGUCUUACAAAUUGUUUACUGAUAUCAGUCUCUCACACUUGUCAAGAACUCAUCUGGAUUACUGGCAGGUGCUUUAUUGCAGAAGCAGAGAACAUAAUGAAUUUAUAGCACUUAGUAUUGAUUCAGAGCUGAGUGCAUUCAUCGCUGCAAUGCAAGUUUUUGAAUAGGUAUAAGGAGACUCAGUCACUACAAAACCACACUGGUAAAGGCAGGAAAAGGUGCACAACAGCAAGUGAUGAUAAAAGAAUUAAGAGACUGCCUACAUGACAGAAGACAAUCAUCUGGGUGUAUAUAAGAUAAAAUGGCGCAAUGCAAUGUGAAGUUGAAUGUGAGGACUAUUCGGCACAGACUGCAGGAAUUUGGCCUAAAAUCUAGAAUUCCACGAAAAAAGCCACUUUUAUCUCUCAAAGAAAGGUUGAAAAGACUAAACUGGGCUAAAACCCAUGUUACCUGGAUAGAGAAACAAUGGGACAGUGUUAUUUGGAGUGAUGAGACCAAGAUCUCCCUGUUUGGUAGUGAUGGCAUAAAAUACGUAAGGAGAAGAAUCGGAGAUUUGCAUCCUGAUUGCCUUACCUGUACUGUGAAACACCUAGUCAGUGUUAUGAUCUGGGUUGUAUGACAUCAAAAGGUGUGGGCAGAAUUUGUGUGAUUAAUGGGAAUAUACUGUAAAUGGCCAAAAAUACAUUAAUGAAGUACUUGAGCCCAAACUGAAGCCUUCCGCACGUGAUCUUUUCCAAGACAAUAAAGCAUUUAUAUUUCAACAGGA
Molecule: messenger RNA, 6555 nt
Organism: Crotalus tigris (Tiger rattlesnake)
Lineage: Eukaryota; Metazoa; Chordata; Lepidosauria; Squamata; Viperidae
Gene: FAM193B
Product: family with sequence similarity 193 member B
Exons: 11
Coding region: 177-3005 (942 amino acids)
Cellular component (GO): cytoplasm; nucleus
Source: RefSeq, a predicted model, not a curated record